Molecule: messenger RNA, 1955 nt
Organism: Leptidea sinapis
Lineage: Eukaryota; Metazoa; Arthropoda; Insecta; Lepidoptera; Pieridae
Product: pickpocket protein 28
Exons: 14
Coding region: 103-1842 (579 amino acids)
Biological process (GO): sodium ion transmembrane transport
Cellular component (GO): membrane
Molecular function (GO): ligand-gated sodium channel activity
Source: RefSeq, a predicted model, not a curated record
AUUGUUUGCUCUUCCCCUGGGAUGUUUCAAAGCGUCGUGUUUUAAUUACGAGAAACGAAAAAUACUGUAAACUCUAUUUAGAUGUGAGUUGACACCGACGCGAUGAGACGACUUUCCAGAACUGGUAGCAUCGGUAAUCUUCGAGACGACGAUCCAGAGAAAACUGCGAAUAAUGGCAACGAGUCGCCGAAGAAAAAGAAAACAAAAUUCUUAAUGAUCAAAGAGUAUUUGGUUGACUACAGCUCAAACUCAAACCUCCACGGUCUGAAGUAUAUUGGCGAAAAGGAGAGAACCUUUGUAGAAAAAAUAUUCUGGCUGAUCAUGUUCACGUGCUGCGUUGUUCUCUGCUCCAUAUUGAUCUGGAAAGUGUGGAUCAAAUGGAACAUAAGUCCAGUGAUUGUGAGCUUUGCGGAAACCUCUACUCCUGUUUGGCAAAUUCCUUACCCCGCUGUCACGGUGUGCUUUGAGACGAAGGCCAUGCAAACAGUAUUUAAUUUCACGGAAUACUACCACCAGUACAACAACGAGUCCACCUACCAGAACCUGACCGAGGAAGAACGGUUUCUGUUUGAAGAUGUGAGCCUCGUAUGCGACGACCAUCUCGCCCCAAAAACUGGAAGAAAAUUCUCACUGGGAAAUGUGACUGUUGAUAACUUGAAAGAGCUGUCGCCGAACAUAACUGAAAUAUUCUUGGGAUGCAAGUGGAAGGACAUACCCAAAGAUAGCUGCACUGACCUGUUCUCUCCUAUCCUGACAGAAGAAGGACAAUGUUACACCUUCAACACGCUCAAUGCUGAUCAGUUGUUCAGAGUGGAAAACUUGCACAAAGCGUACAACUACCUCGAGUUCACCAACACAUCGCAGAGCUGGACUCUGGAAGAAGGCUAUCCACCUGAUACUCCGCUAGAGACUUACCCCCAUCGUGGAUCUGGAUAUGGUGCAAAAUCUGGUUUAACAUUUUUGUUAAAAGCAAGACAAAUUGAUUUAGAUUAUCUGUGUAAGGGGCCAGUUCAAGGAUUUAAGAUUCUUCUCCACAAUCCUGCGGAGUUACCACGACUAUCGCAGCAAUAUUUCCGAUCCCCUUUGUCACAGGAAGUUGUUGUCGCAGUCAAGCCCAAAAUGAUGACCACGUCUGAAGGUUUAAAACCAUAUGAUGCAACGAGACGCCAGUGUUAUUUCCCAAGCGAGCGUUAUCUGCAGUAUUUCAAAGUUUACACUCAAGCAAAUUGUGAAAUGGAGUGUUUAACCAACUUCACCGACGCCAGAUGCGGAUGUGUUCAUUUUGGGAUGCCGCAUGGACCCAAUAUGACGGUGUGUAACGCUGGAAGUGUUCCUUGUAUGAAGAACGCACAAACGGAGCUAGUGACAGCUGAAAUACAAUCGGGUCUCGAGAAUGAUAUCCACUCGAACGAUACUCUGGGCGACGCUCGCAAAGUUGCAGCGCAAUGCAAGUGUCUACCAGCGUGUACGUCCAUCGAAUAUGAGGCGGAGACUUCUCAAGCAGACUUUGACUGGAAAGCCCUUUUCAGAGCUUAUAAACUACCUACCGACGAAGAGGACCUUCUCAUGGCCCGAGUGAUGAUAUUCUUCAAGGAAGCACAAUUCAUAACAUCGAGGAGAUCGGAGUUGUACGGUCCGACGGAUUUCCUCGCGAACUGCGGCGGUCUUCUCGGUCUUUUUAUGGGCUUCUCCAUACUAAGCGUUGUUGAAAUAUUAUAUUUCUUAACUUUGAGAGUAUGGUGCCUUCUGGCGCGGAAACGUCGACCACAGACAAACAUAUUGUACGCCUCGCCGGAACUUAACGGAGCGAAUAAGAAACUCAAAACACUGAAUGUCGAUUAAGCACGAAUAUUUAAUGUUAUCAUUUAUAAUUAAUUAUACACGUCAUUAUACACUCUUGCAAAUAUAAAACAGAUUACUAAAAAUUAUAAAGAUCCAUUAAAAUCUUGCUUACA